AUGAGCAAGCUCACAAAGAUUCCAUUCGAAAAAUUACAAGUUUUAAAGCAAAUGUACGGUGCAGAUCGUACAUUGAAUUCAACGACAGUAAAUGCCAUUACAAACAUUCUCAAUCGCAUCAAAAAGACACCGGAGCUUGAAAAGCGAGUUGAAUUUUUAAGUUUGGAUGACAAUUGGAGCAGAAAUGGAACAAUUUUAAUUAAAAAUGAAUCGCGAGUUUAUUUCAAUACUCUCGAAAGAACACCUUAUCAGAGCAUAAGGUCAACGCUUGAUGCUUUGGAUGUCGAAGAUGAAAUAACAUUUGUAUGCAUAUCUGACAAAUUCCGAACGAUUUUACAUGACUUUUUAUGGUACAAUAAUUUAGAGAGAAUUUUCGAGGAGGGAACCAGUGGAUACUGGAUGUCAAACAAUGACACAAAGUCAUUGAAAAUUGAAAGCCUUCCAGAAAAUUACAUCAUUAAACCAUUAAAUUCAAAUCAUGUCGAUGAAAUAAAUAACGAGAGUCCACGUGAUGGCGGUGACCAUUUAAACUACGUUAAAAAUUCAAUUGAACACAAAAUGUCAGUCGGAAUUUUCGACAAGCACACAAAUGAGCUCAUUGCAUGGUGCUUUCAAAUGGAUUAUUGUUCAAUUGGAAUGGGUGUCGUAAAAUCAUCAAAAAAGCGAACUGGACUUGGAAGCUAUGCUGUUAAAACACUACUAAAGAGAAUGGCGAAUGAUAAUGAUAUGGACAUUACAUGGCAUGUCAUCCAUGGACAUAAAAUAUCUCAUAAAUUUUGCCAUAGCAUUGGAGGAGAAAUAUUCGAUACUUUUACAUGGCUGUCAGCAAAAAGGAAAGUCAUUAAGGGUGCAUCGAGAUUUGGGCUAUAUCAGCUGAUUUAUUGAAUGGAUUAUUAUGUUUUAUGGCUGUUGAUGGACAUUUCAGUGACGAUAUUGCACAAUUUAUGUUGAUAUUCUCGAUUCGUUUAUGGACAUUUAAUCUCAAGUUACAUGCUGAUAAUUAAAUUUUGUAGAUUCUCACUACCACAACUACAUUUUUAGCUCAAUUAUUCUUUGCGAGAGAGUUAAAUUCUUUCCAAAAACUGUAAAUAAAAUAGAGAUAAUAAAUGCUACUUAAACAUGUGUAGG
Messenger RNA from Chironomus riparius, 1128 nucleotides. NCBI's taxonomy places the organism in Eukaryota, Metazoa, Arthropoda, Insecta, Diptera, Chironomidae. The record is from the annotation of a GenBank genome assembly.